CCUCCCCUCGGCGCGGUGCCGGCCGCCUCCCGCCGCCCCUGGAGCUCCGGCGGCGCCCCGGCUCCCCGCGCGGCGGCGGAGGGGGCGGGCAGGCCGGCGGGCGGUGAUGUGGCGGGACUCUUUGUGCACUGCGGCAGGAUACGCGUUCGGGCGCCGGGACGCGGCUGCGCUCAGUUCUCUCCUCUCGGAAGCUGCAGCCAUGAUGGAAGUUUGAGAGUUGAGCCGCUGCGAGGCGAGGCCGGGCGCAGGCGAGGGAGAUGAGAGACGGCGGCGGCCGCGGCCCAGAGCCCCUCUCAGCGCCCGUGAGCAGCCGCGGGGGCAGCGCCCUCGGGGAGCCGGCCGGCCGGCGGCGGCGACAGCGGCGACGCUCCUCGCCUCCUCUCGGUCUUUUCUAACCGUGCAGCCUCUUCCCGGCUUCUCCUGAGAGGGAAGGUGGAAGCCUUGGGCUCGGGCGGGAGCCGGCUGAGGCGCGGCGGCGGCGGCACCUCCCGCUCCUGGAGCGGGGGGGAGAAGCGGCGGCGGCGGCCGCAGCUCCGGGGAGGGGGUCGGCGUCGCCUGUCACCAUUGCCAGGGCUGGGAACGCCGGAGAGUUGCUCUCUCCCCUCCUCCUGCCUCCAACACGGCGGCGGCGGCGGCGGCACGGCCAGGGACCCGGGCCGGUUCUAAACCUCCCCUCCGCCGCCGCCGCACCCCCCUCGGCCCGGGCUCCGGAGGCCGCCGGAGGAGGCUGCGGCUCCGAGGAUUCUGCGUCUUCUCCCCGUGCGGCUGCCGCCGCUGCCAGGCCUCUGGCUGCUGAGGAGAAGCAGGCCCCGCCGCUGCAACCAUCCAGCAGCCGCCGCAGCAGCCAUUACCCGGCUGCGGUCCAGAGCCAAGCGGCAGCCGAGCGAGGGGCAUCAGCCACCGCCAAGUCCAGAGCCAUUUCCAUCCUGCAGAAGAAGCCCCGCCACCAGCCGCUUCUGCCAUCUCUCUCCUCCUUUUUCUUCAGCCACAGGCUCCCAGACAUGACAGCCAUCAUCAAAGAGAUCGUUAGCAGAAACAAAAGGAGAUAUCAAGAGGAUGGAUUCGACUUAGACUUGACCUAUAUUUAUCCAAACAUUAUUGCUAUGGGGUUUCCUGCAGAAAGACUUGAAGGCGUAUACAGGAACAAUAUUGAUGAUGUAGUAAGGUUUUUGGAUUCAAAGCAUAAAAACCAUUACAAGAUAUACAAUCUAUGUGCUGAAAGACAUUAUGAUACCGCCAAAUUUAACUGCAGAGUUGCACAGUAUCCUUUUGAAGACCAUAAUCCACCACAGCUAGAACUUAUCAAACCCUUCUGUGAAGAUCUUGACCAAUGGCUAAGUGAAGAUGACAAUCAUGUUGCAGCGAUUCACUGUAAAGCUGGAAAGGGGCGAACUGGUGUAAUGAUUUGUGCAUAUUUGUUACAUCGGGGCAAAUUUUUAAAGGCACAAGAAGCCCUAGAUUUCUAUGGGGAAGUAAGGACCAGAGAUAAAAAGGGAGUAACUAUUCCCAGUCAGAGGCGCUAUGUGUAUUAUUAUAGCUACCUGUUAAAGAAUCAUCUGGAUUAUAGACCAGUGGCACUGUUGUUUCACAAGAUGAUGUUUGAAACUAUUCCAAUGUUCAGUGGCGGAACUUGCAAUCCCCAGUUUGUGGUCUGCCAGCUAAAGGUGAAGAUAUAUUCCUCCAAUUCAGGACCCACACGACGGGAAGACAAGUUCAUGUAUUUUGAAUUUCCUCAGCCUUUGCCUGUGUGUGGUGACAUCAAAGUAGAGUUCUUCCACAAACAGAACAAGAUGCUAAAAAAGGACAAAAUGUUUCACUUUUGGGUAAAUACAUUCUUCAUACCAGGACCAGAGGAAACCUCAGAAAAAGUAGAAAAUGGAAGUCUAUGUGAUCAAGAAAUUGAUAGUAUUUGCAGUAUAGAACGUGCCGAUAAUGACAAGGAAUACCUAGUACUUACUUUAACAAAAAAUGAUCUUGACAAAGCAAAUAAAGACAAGGCCAACCGAUACUUUUCUCCAAAUUUUAAGGUGAAGCUGUACUUCACAAAAACAGUAGAGGAGCCAUCAAAUCCAGAGGCUAGCAGUUCAACUUCUGUUACACCAGAUGUUAGUGACAAUGAACCUGAUCAUUAUAGAUAUUCUGACACCACUGACUCUGAUCCAGAGAAUGAACCUUUUGAUGAAGAUCAGCAUACACAAAUUACGAAAGUCUGAAUUUUUUUUUUAUCCAAAAGGAUUAGAACAACAUGAAACAAACUUGAAUAAACUGA
Talpa occidentalis (Iberian mole) is the source of this 2269-nucleotide messenger RNA. RefSeq names its product phosphatase and tensin homolog (gene PTEN). Bases 1002 to 2213 code for a protein of 403 amino acids. NCBI's taxonomy places the organism in Eukaryota, Metazoa, Chordata, Mammalia, Eulipotyphla, Talpidae. Gene Ontology annotation, biological process: regulation of phosphatidylinositol 3-kinase/protein kinase B signal transduction; protein dephosphorylation; phosphatidylinositol 3-kinase/protein kinase B signal transduction. Gene Ontology annotation, cellular component: nucleus; plasma membrane; cell projection. The transcript has 9 exons. The record is from RefSeq and is a predicted model, not a curated record. Gene Ontology annotation, molecular function: inositol-1,3,4,5-tetrakisphosphate 3-phosphatase activity; phosphatidylinositol-3,4-bisphosphate 3-phosphatase activity; phosphatidylinositol-3,4,5-trisphosphate 3-phosphatase activity.